Molecule: messenger RNA, 6032 nt
Organism: Saimiri boliviensis boliviensis (Bolivian squirrel monkey)
Lineage: Eukaryota; Metazoa; Chordata; Mammalia; Primates; Cebidae
Gene: CDC42BPG
Product: CDC42 binding protein kinase gamma
Biological process (GO): peptidyl-threonine phosphorylation; actomyosin structure organization
Cellular component (GO): cytoplasm; cytoskeleton
Molecular function (GO): ATP binding; protein serine/threonine kinase activity
Source: RefSeq, a predicted model, not a curated record
GGCGCGGCGCCCAGGUGAGAGCGCGCAGGCGGCGGCGGAGGAAGGUGACAGCGGGGAGGGCGGGAGAGCGGGGGGAGGACGUGCGGAGGACGUGCGGACAGAGCCGCAGACGGUCUGGCGGACGGACGGCCCGACGGGCGGGCAUGCGGGCGGCCGGACUCUAGCAGGGGAGCGAGGCUCCGGCCGCAGCCAUGGAGCGGCGGCUGCGCGCGCUGGAGCGGCUGGCGCUGGGCGAGGCCGGCGGCGGCCCGGGGCUCGACGGCCUCCUAGAUCUGCUGCUGGCGCUGCACCACGAGCUCAGCAGCGGCCCCCUGCGGCGGGAGCGCAGCGUGGCGCAGUUCCUGAGCUGGGCCAGCCCUUUCGUAGCAAAGGUGAAAGAGCUCCGUCUGCAGAGAGAUGACUUUGAGAUCUUGAAGGUGAUCGGCCGAGGAGCCUUUGGGGAGGUUGCCGUGGUGAGGCAGAGGGACACUGGGCAGGUUUUUGCCAUGAAAAUGCUGCACAAGUGGGAGAUGCUGAAGAGGGCUGAGACGGCCUGUUUCCGGGAGGAACGGGAUGUGCUCGUAAAGGGGGACAGCCAUUGGGUGACCACUCUGCACUAUGCCUUCCAAGACGAGGAGUAUCUGUACCUUGUGAUGGACUACUAUGCCGGUGGGGACCUCCUGACACUGCUGAGCCGCUUUGAGGACCGUCUGCCGCCCGAGCUGGCCCAGUUCUACCUGGCCGAGAUGGUGCUAGCUAUCCACUCGCUGCACCAGCUGGGCUAUGUCCACAGGGAUGUCAAGCCAGACAAUGUCCUGCUGGAUGUGAACGGGCACAUUCGCCUGGCUGACUUCGGCUCCUGCCUGCGCCUCAACGCCAACGGCAUGGUGGAUUCAUCCGUGGCAGUGGGGACGCCAGACUAUAUCUCCCCUGAGAUCCUACAGGCCAUGGAGGAGGGCAAGGGCCACUAUGGCCCACAGUGUGACUGGUGGUCGCUGGGAGUCUGUGCCUACGAGCUGCUCUUCGGGGUGACGCCCUUCUAUGCCGAGUCCCUGGUGGAAACCUACGGCAAGAUCAUGAACCACGAGGACCACUUGCAGUUUCCCCUGGAUGUGCCUGACGUGCCAGCCAGCGCCCAAGACCUUAUUCGCCAGCUGCUGUGCCGCCAGGAAGAGCGGCUGGGCCGUGGCGGGCUGGACGACUUCCGGAACCAUCCUUUCUUCGAAGGCGUGGACUGGGAGCGGCUGGUGAGCAGCACGGCCCCCUACAUCCCUGAGCUGCGGGGGCCUAUGGACACCUCCAAUUUUGACGUGGAUGACGACACCCUCAACCAUCCAGGGACCCUGCCACCGCCCUCCCACGGUGCCUUCUCCGGCCACCACUUGCCAUUUGUGGGCUUCACCUACACCUCAGGCAGUCACAGCCCUGAGAGCAGCUCUGAGGCCUGGGCUGCCAUGGAGCGGAAGCUCCGCUGUCUGGAGCAGGAGAAGGUGGAGCUGAGCAGGAGGCACCAAGGUACAGGGAGCAGUGGGCCAAGGCUGGGUGUGCUGGCCCUGGAGGCUGCUGCUGCGGGAGCGGACUCACCUGUGGGUACCACCACUCCUCCAGAGGCCCCGCACACUCCCGCAGACCAUCGGGAGCUGGAGCAGCUCCGGAAGGAAGUGCAGACUCUACGGGAGAGGCUGUCAGAGAUGCUGAGGGAUAAGGCUCCCUUAUCCCAGACGGAUGGGCCCCCGGCUGGUAGCCCAGGCCAGGCCAGUGACCUACAGCAGGAGCUUGACCGGCUGCACCAGGAGCUGGCCGAGGGUCGCGCAGGGCUGCAGGCCCAGGAGCAGGAGCUCUGCAGGGCCCAGGGGCAGCAGGAAGAGCUGCUUCAGAGGCUGCAGGAGGCCGAGGAGAGAGAGGCGGCCACAGCUAGCCAGAGCCAGGCCCUGAGCUCCCAGCUGGAGGAAGCCCGGGCUGCCCAGAGGGAGCUGGAGGCCCAAGUGUCCUCCCUGAGCCGGCAGGUGAUACAGCUUCAGGGACAGUGGGAGCAACACCUUGAGGAGUCUUCCCAAGUCCAGACCGUCCACACCGCCUCUGAGACCAACGGGAUGGGACCCCCAGAGGGUGGGCCUCAGGAGGCCCAACUGAGGAAGGAGGUGGCCGCCCUGCGAGCGCAGCUGGAGCAGGCCCACAGCAACCGGCCAAGUGGUAAGGAGGAGGCUCUGUGCCAGCUGCAGGAGGAGAACCGGAGGCUAAGCCAGGAGCAGGAGCGGCUAGAAGCAGAGCUGGCCCAGGAGCAGGAGACCAAGCAGCGGCUGGAGGGCGAGCGGCGGGAGACGGAGAGUAACUGGGAGGCCCAGCUCGCCGACAUCCUCAGCUGGGUGAACGAUGAGAAGGUCUCCAGAGGAUACCUGCAGGCCCUGGCCACCAAGAUGGCGGAGGAGCUGGAAUCCUUGAGGAAUGUGGGCACCCAGACGCUCCCUGCCCGGCCACUGGACCACCAGUGGAAGGCGCGGCGACUGCAGAAGAUGGAGGCCUCAGCCAGGCUGGAGCUGCAGUCGGCGCUGGAGGCUGAGAUCCGCGCCAAGCAGGGCCUGCAGGAGCGGCUGACGCAGGUGCAGGAGGCCCAGCUGCAGGCUGAGCGCCGUCUGCAGGAGGCUGAGAAGCAGAGCCAGGCCCUGCAACAGGAGCUGGCCAUGCUGCGGGAGGAGCUGCGGGCCCGAGGGCCAGGGGACACCAAACCCUCGAACUCCCUGAUUCCCUUCCUGUCCUUCCGGAGCUCAGAGAAGGAUUCUGCCAAGGACCCUGGCAUCUCAGGAGAGGCCCCAAGGCAUGGAGGGGAGCCAGAGCUGAGGCCGGAGGGCCGACGCAGCCUGCGUAUGGGGGCUGUGUUCCCCAGAGCGCCUGCUGCCAACACGGCCCCUACGGAAGGUCUUCCUGCUAAGCCCGGCUCACACACGCUGCGCUCCCGGAGCUUCCCAUCCCCCACCAAGUGUCUCCACUGCACCUCUCUGAUGCUGGGCCUGGGCCGACAGGGCCUGGGCUGUGAUGCCUGCGGCUACUUCUGUCACACAACCUGUGCCCCACAGGCCCCACCCUGCCCCGUGCCCCCUGACCUCCUCCGAACAGCCCUGGGAGUGCACCCCGAGACGGGCACAGGGACUGCCUACGAGGGCUUCCUGUCGGUGCCACGGCCCUCGGGAGUCCGGCGGGGCUGGCAGCGGGUGUUUGCUGCCCUGAGUGACUCACGCCUGCUGCUGUUCGAUGCCCCUGACCCAAGGCUCAGCCCGACCAGUGGGGCCCUCCUGCAGGCCCUGGAUCUGAGGGACCCCCACUUCUCGGCCACCCCCGUCCUAGCCUCUGAUGUGAUCCAUGCCCAAUCCAGGGACCUGCCACGCAUCUUUAGGGUGACGACCUCCCAGCUGGCAGUGCCGCCCACCACGUGCACUGUGCUGCUGCUGGCGGAGAGCGAGGGGGAGCGGGAGCGCUGGCUGCAGGUGCUGGGUGAGCUGCAGCAGCUGCUGCUGGAUGCACACCCAAGACCGCGGCCCGUGUACACACUCAAGGAGGCCUACGACAACGGGCUGCCACUGCUGUCCCACACACUCUGCGCUGCCAUCCUUGACCAGGAUCGACUCGCUCUUGGCACCGACGAGGGGCUCUUUGUCAUCCAUCUGCACAGCAACGACAUCUUCCAGGUGGGAGAGUGCCGGCGUGUACAGCAGCUGGCCUUGAGCCCCAGCGCUGGCCUGCUGGUUGUGCUGUGUGGCCGUGGCCCCAACAUACGUCUCUUUGCCCUGGCGGAGCUGGAGAACGUAGAGGUAGCAGGUGCCAAGAUCCCCGAGUCUCGAGGUUGCCAGGUGCUGGCAGCUGGGAGCAUCCUGCAGGCCCGCACCCCAGUGCUCUGUGUAGCCGUCAAGCGCCAGGUGCUCUGCUACCAGCUGGGCCCAGGCCCUGGGCCCUGGCAGCGCCGCAUCCGUGAGCUGCAGGCACCCGCCCCUGUGCAGAGCCUGGGGCUGCUGGGCGACCGGCUAUGUGUGGGCACCGCCGGUGGCUUUGCCCUCUACGCACUACUCAAUGAGGCUGCGCCAUUGGUGCUGGGGGCCGGUUUGGUGCCUGAGGAGUUGCCACUGUCCCGCGGAGGCCUGGGUGAGGCACUGGGGGCUGUGGAGCUCAGCCUCAGUGAGUUCCUGCUACUCUUCACCACUGCCGGCAUCUACGUGGAUAGCGCAGGCCGCAAGUCUCGUGGCCACGAGCUGCUGUGGCCAGCAGCACCCACGGGCUGGGGGUACGCAGCCCCCUACCUGACAGUGUUCAGCGAGAACUCCAUCGAUGUGUUUGACGUGAGGAGGGCAGAAUGGGUGCAGACGGUGCCGCUCAAGAAGGUGCGGCCCCUCAAUCCAGAGGGCUCCCUGUUCCUCUACGGCACCGAGAAGGUCCGUCUGACCUACCUCAGGAACCAGCUGGCAGAGAAGGACGAGUUCGACAUCCCAGACCUCACCGACAACAGCCGGCGCCAGCUGUUCCGCACCAAGAGCAAGCGCCGCUUCUUCUUCCGCGUGUCGGAAGAGCAGCAGAAGCAGCAGCGCAGGGAGAUGCUGAAGGACCCCUUUGUGCGCUCCAAGCUCAUCUCACCGCCCACCAACUUCAACCACCUGGUACACGUGGGCCCUGCCAACGGGCGGCCAGGCGCCAGGGACACACCCCGGCAGGCUCCGGAAGAGAAGAGCCGAGGUGCCCGUGGCUCCGGCCCACAACGGCCCCACAGCUUCUCCGAGGCGUUGCGGCGCCCAGCCUCCAUGGGCAGCGAAGGCCUCGCUGGAGACGCAGACCCCAUGAAGAGGAAACCUUGGACAUCCCUGUCCAGCGAGUCUGUGUCCUGCCCCCAGGGAUCACUGAGCCCUGCAGCCUCCCUAAUGCAGGUCUCAGAACGGCCCCGAAGCCUACCCCUAUCCCCUGAAUCAGAGACCUCUCCUUGACGACCUCCGUUAGGACCCACCCCAAUCCCAGGGCAGAAAGACACUUGGGAACGAAGAGCUUGAGGAAUGCCACACUCCGGCUGGUCCGGGACGUGCAAAUUCAGACUCAGGGAGGGCCCGGGCUGGGCAAUGACUGGGAGCCUUGCCUGGGUUCCCGGGACUUGGGGGUCCUGACUCCCAGCCCUCAUCCUGCCUUACCCCUCUGUUCCCGGCCCCAGCCUUUGCUAGCCAUUGGGAAUAGAAUGGCCCCUUUUGUCCUGGCGACCAGGGUGAAUGUGCCAAAGCUCUUAUUUCUAGUGCCAAGCCUCCGGAGGCUUGAAGAGUCUGGAUGAGGGAUGGAGAGGCCAUAGGUCUCUGGGAACAGGUUGGGGUCUUAUCUGUGGACUGUCGGGCUCCCAGCUGAGGCCAAGAUGGGGCAUGUCCUGGUCUCUGCUCAGCAUCUGGGUGAGAAAAACAGGCUGUGAUCCAGAGGAAGGGAGGAUAGAGGAGGAAGAAGAGGAUGUAGGUGAAGGAGGUGAGAGACAGGCAAGGGAGGAAGGAAGUGGAGGAGGAGGUGAGAGGAAUUAGAAAGGGGUAGAAGUCAUGCAGAGGAGGAGGGGAGAGGGAUGAAGGAGAGCGAUGAACAACAAAAGGAGGGGGGUGGAGAGGGAGCUAGGAGAACAAAGGGUCCUUUCUCCAGAGAGGGGGACAGUGGGCGGGGCUGACACUGUCAGCCAGUCCUCCCAGCAGGGAAGAGAAUCCUGGACAGGGAGGAGAUGAGAGGGUAUUUAUAAGGGCUUCUUGGUGGGAGAUGGGAACCCAGUGAGGGCCACUGGAGGGUCCCUGGGCACACUCUGGCCCUUCCCAGAAAGGGGGGUCCUUUUUCUUGAAGCUUCAACCAAUUGUGUAUUAGGGGAACCUAGGGGGCAUUUUAUUAUUGAUCACAGUCAUUAUUAUUGUUAUUAUAUUGCUAUUUUUAUUAAACCUCCCCCCACUGAAGGGCCGGGGCAAAAUAAAUAUUUAUCUUCUCAAAUGCCACAUUCCCAGGAAGGACAGACCCUGAUGCUCCGUCAGACAACAAGAAACCAAUAAAGGCAACUUUGUAAGCUG